Messenger RNA from Durusdinium trenchii, 1344 nucleotides. The record is from the annotation of a GenBank genome assembly. NCBI's taxonomy places the organism in Eukaryota, Dinophyceae, Suessiales, Symbiodiniaceae.
AUGUGUGGCCCAGUCACUAGCCAAAGUGAAACGUUGAGCCAUCAUGGCACUCAUUCCGUUUGGUCUUCUCACGCCAAGCGAGAGACGCUCAGCUUCCAUGGAAACCAAGGCUACAACACCCUGCUAAAGUGUUAUGGCCAGAGAGGAGAGUUUCUCAAGGCAGUGCCUCGGCAACUUUGCGCAGCUGGAGGAUUGACAGACAAGUGCUAUGGGGGCUAUAGCGCCUUAGUUCAGAGUUACGUGGAGGCGAAAGACUUGCAGGGCGCAGAGCGGGCCAUGCAAGCCAUGAAAGCCUCCGGCUGUGAGAUCGCAAGCAGCAACACCUUCGCCUACAACACGCUUAUGAAGCACUGGGCGCAGCUGGGAGAGGUUGACCAGGUGGAAGAGAUGUUCGGGAGGAUGCAGGACGAUGGCAUCAUCCCCGAUUCCGCCAGCUACCUGCAGCUCCUUCGCGCCUGUGGGCAGUCUGGCGACCCCGAAGGUGCGGCUGAAUGGCUGAAAGUCAUGGGCGAGGAAGAUCUGAGCCCUGGACCCGCACACUUCCACGCGGUCAUGUCAUCGCACGCGAAGCUGGGGGAUAUGGAGGGCACUGAAGCUUGGUUUCGGGUGAUGAUGGAUGCUGGCCAUCGGCCCGAGCUCAUCGGCUUCAACAUCCUCAUGUCUGCGGCCGCCAGCAAUGGCGACACCCAGGGGGCUGAAGGUGUGUUGUUGCGUAUGCAAGACCUGGAGAUUUUCCCAGACGUGGUGACGAUCGGGACGCUUCUGAGCUCCUUUGCCAAGGUCGGCAAUGCCACUGGUGCGACCACAUGGUUGCUCAACGCCGAAGAGAUGGGUAUUGAGCCAGACCUGAACUGCUACAAGCAGGUCAUCAAGGCCUGCGUCGCCGCCGAGCAGCCUGACCUCGCCGAGCGCUUGGCGCGGCGCCUGCUGCGGAAUCGCCUCACACCCGAUGUCUAUACCUACAACAUGCUGCUGAACGCCUUGGCCCACGCUGGCCUGGCGGACGCCGCAGAGUUCUGGGUGGACCACAUGCAGCGCUCGGCCAGAUGGCGCCACAACGACUUCCCCUUGGAGCAAGUGAGCGUCAGCUACUCUGAGGUGCUGUUGGCGCACGUGAAGGCCGGAGAUCUGCAGAAAGCUGAAGAGUGGCUGGAGCAGAUGCUUGGCGAAGGCAUCGAACCACAAGCGAGGUGCUACACGGCGCUCGCACAAAGCUACCUGGACGCUGGUGACCCGGAGCAGGCUGGCAAAUGGCUGGGCCGAAUGACUUCCUGGUCCAACCAUGCGCCGCCACAGAACUUGCUGGAGUCCAUCAAGACGAAGAGGUUGGCUACCGUGGGCUGA